Messenger RNA from Gadus macrocephalus (Pacific cod), 1161 nucleotides. RefSeq names its product MANSC domain containing 1 (gene mansc1). The coding region runs from base 1 to 1161 and encodes 386 amino acids. NCBI's taxonomy places the organism in Eukaryota, Metazoa, Chordata, Actinopteri, Gadiformes, Gadidae. The record is from RefSeq and is a predicted model, not a curated record. The transcript has 4 exons.
AUGGCAACCGUGAUGAGGAUACCCACGCUCGCCGGGGUCGCCAUGGCGAUGGUGAUGCUCUCAGCCGGCCUGGCCUCCGUGUCGGGCCUGGAGCCGGAGACGUGCUUCUCGCGGCAGCACCGGCAGGCCACAGUCAACGUGCGCCUGGCCUCCAGCCGGCCCGGGACCGUCAUCGAUUCCCGCAUCGUCAAUUCGGAGCGCGACUGCAUCCUGGCCUGUUGCUCAGAGGAAGUUGCGCCAGGAGCCAAGUGCAACAUGGCCGUGUUUAAGGCCAAGAAGCCGGCCGCCUCUGACAACUGCCUCCUGUUCCACUGCGACACGGAGCAGGACUGCCCCCUCAUGAUGGCCGGCGACGGAGUCAACACCUACGAUAUAUUCAAGGUCCCUACCGUCCGGGAGCUGCCACCCACAACCCCGACCGAGACACCGGUCGUCGUCAUCAUCGCCACCGUGCCCGCCGUCGAGGAACUGCCCGCCGUCGAGGAACUGCCCCCCGCGACCACGACCCAGACGGCCACGCGGCGAGCUACGGCCCCCUCGACGGCGGCUACGUCCCCUUCGACCACCACCACCACCACCACCACCACCACCACUGCCGCAAGAAAGCCCAACAAACCCACCAAAAAGCUCAACAAAAACGUCAAGAAACUCCGCCCGCAUCCGGUGGUCGUUGACCCCACCCCCAACAACACCACCACCACCACCACCACGGCGGCCCCCGAAACCACCACCACCCCCACCCCCACCCCCACCACAAGGGCUACGUCCACCACAACCACCACCACCACGACCACCACCACCGCCGCGGUUCCCACGACGACCACGACCACGACCGCCGCCCCCCGACCCACGGAGCCCGAGGACGUCCAGACCUCCACCGUGGCCGGGGUCUUCGUCGUCGCCGAGGGCGACGUCCAGUCGGACCGCGCGCUGAAGAAGCCGGACGGGCCGGACAGAGGAGUCGUCCCCGAGGGCGAGGGCGUGCGGAAAACCGGCGCGACGUCACACGGAGCCCUCAAGAGCGGCCUGGUGGUGCUGAUGGUGCUGGGGCUGGCGGUGCUCACGAUGGCGCUGGCCAUCGGAGGACGCAAAGCCAUGGAGUCCUUCGACCGGCGCCAUUACACCCGCCUGGAGCUCAACGACCUGCACUACGAGGUGUAG